This is a messenger RNA of Drosophila ficusphila, 1108 nucleotides long. RefSeq lists its product as uncharacterized. NCBI's taxonomy places the organism in Eukaryota, Metazoa, Arthropoda, Insecta, Diptera, Drosophilidae. The record is from RefSeq and is a predicted model, not a curated record. The coding region runs from base 257 to 1108 and encodes 283 amino acids. The transcript is spliced from 2 exons.
AAUUAAAUGAAUUUAUAGUUUCUCGAGAAUUUGAACUAGCAUAUUUUCAGUGAAAACCAAGUUUAGUUAGGUUUAGCAUUACCAAAUCUCCGAGGGGCACCCGUUUAGACGCAACCUGCUGAGGAAAGUGAAAUUCCCCACGCGAGUGGCGCAACUGAUGAACGCAGCGAAGCGGACACUUCAAGUCCCAAAUUGCAAAGCACAAUUUGUCGCCAGUUGCCUGCAAUUCCUCAGACAGUAUUAAAAAGUCGAUGACAUGGCGCCGCCGACUUUAGUCAUCAUGUUCGCCAGUAAACUGAAGCUUCGGAUCGCAUUAAGCCUUUUCUUCUGGACGAAUCUUGUCGUUGGCCAAAAUGCCACCGUUGAAGGGGUCUCCGACCGAACAGAAAACCAACUUGAUCUGGCCGGUUCCGCUACUGCCAAAAGUUUUGAACCACCUCCUGAAUUUUACAGGGGUCCGGGCUCAGGAUCGAGUUCUUCAAGUGGUUCCAGCAGUCAUCCUUCGCUUGGAAGUGUUGGCGAAAGUCUGAGCGAAACCUACAACAAUUGGAGAGCUGGAAGUGGGAAUUUUCAAGACCGAAUUAGUGUGGGUCAUUAUGGAGCUGCCGGAGGAGUUGCUUCUGGAGUAGCAUCGCAUUCACCGACCGUGGGCAGCUUCGAAAGCAAUUCUCAUCCUUAUCCCUACGAGUACUCGCACGCCAGUGGAGGAGGUGCCAAUCUUGGAGGUGGAGGUGCCUAUUUCGGUAGCUCCAGUGUCGAGGCGGGUAUUCCAUUCGACGUUUAUGGAUCGCGACCUGGUCACGGUGUUGGCCAUGGUCACUAUUCCCCGCCAGAGUAUGCGUAUCCGUAUCCCCUGGAUCCCCACGAAAUCGCAGCGCACAAGGGUCCCGGUCACGGCGAAUUGUCAUCCAAGGCGCUGCUGGCCAAGAGCUUUCUAAUCCCGCUGGCCAGUGCUGCGGUUCUGGGUAUCGCUGCCGCCUUGGUCAGUAAUCCCCUGCUCCUCCAGUUGGGUACUGUUUCCGGACUGGGAACCAUUGUCGGCAAACGCAAACGACGUGCAACCACUCGAAACCUGCUAUCAAAGAAAGCUCAUAAAUACACUAUAUAA